AUGCCUCGUUUACACGAAGUCAGCUACUCUCGCGAAGCCACCAUCGCUGCCUUUCGCGAUUACUAUCAAUUCCUCACCCAAUUUUAUCUGUCGGAAGCUAUGAUUGAGGAGCCUCCGACUGAUGGCUGGCCUUCCAUCACGAACGAAAAAGUACGCCUUUUGGGCAAGAACGAGGAAGUGGCCGAGCUCAUGCGACACCUUCCCUACAUCUCGGACAGGGGUUUACUUGCCCCUCACUCCGAGGUUGCCCACUGGCCCAAUCUGCUCGCCGAUAUUGGAGACUCCGAAAUCGACGACCUAAGAUUCAUCUCAGAGGAUCUGGGCUGGGAAAACGUACCUCCAUCCGCCCUCGGCAUCUUGUUCGACGAAGACAGAAUUGUCUUGGAUACAAAAUUCGGCGUCAUACACUGGGUAGCUGGCGUCCGCGAGGAAGCCAAACAAGAUCCCGCAAGAGAAGGCAUCCUCGACAAUUUCUGGGACUGCACGCCAGAGGAUGAAGAGUGGCGAGUCGCUCCCGCUUGGGCCAUCGCCGAUUUCUUCGAGGUUUUGAAGAAGCUGCACAGUGAUCUGGUGUAUGUUCCCAUACACAAAACCCGGGUUGAAGAGUGGUUUGACGGGUACGGGACCAGUGAUGACAAGUCUUAUCUGCGGUCUGUCAGGCAAGUGUACAAGGAGCAUGGCUGGCCAGAUCUUUCCGUGUACGACAGAGAGAAGUGUCUGGAGUCAGUGGACAAGUUGAUCGAAGAGCAGUUUCCUGAUGAACAUGGGUGGUAG
Aureobasidium namibiae CBS 147.97 is the source of this 774-nucleotide messenger RNA. RefSeq lists its product as uncharacterized. The transcript has a single exon. NCBI's taxonomy places the organism in Eukaryota, Fungi, Ascomycota, Dothideomycetes, Dothideales, Saccotheciaceae. Bases 1 to 774 code for a protein of 257 amino acids. The record is from RefSeq and is a predicted model, not a curated record.